AUGACAACCACGAACAACACAUGCAAUAAGGUUGGUGUUGGUUUCCCAACCAACGGAGCCGAAAACUGUAAUGACAAACCUGCGUUGUUGGAGGCAAAAAGAACCACCCUUGGCCACCACAUCGCACGGCGACUGGUUGAAAUCGGGGUGAAGGAUGUUUUCACCGUCCCUGGAGACUUCAACCUCGCCCUUCUCGAUUAUUUGGUAGCUGAACCUGAGCUUAACCUCAUAGGGUGCUGCAACGAGCUCAAUGCAGGGUAUUGUGCUGAUGGGUACGCCAGAUAUAAAGGUGUGAGUGCUUGUGUUGUCACCUUCAACGUCGGUGGCCUCAGCAUUCUGAACGCCAUUGCCGGUGCUUACAGCGAGGAUCUUCCCAUCAUCUGCAUCGUUGGAGCUCCCAACUCCAACGACUAUGGCAGCAACAAGAUUCUUCACCACUCCAUUGGGUUGCCAGAUUUUAGUCAAGAGUUACGCUGCUUUCAGCAUGUCACUUGUCAUCAAGCUGUAGUAAACAACUUAGAAGAUGCACAUGAACUCAUUGACACUGCCAUUGCAACUGCUUUGAGAGAAAGCAAGCCUGUCUACAUAAGCAUAGCCUGUAACUUGCCUGGCAUCCCUCACCAUUCCUUCAUUGAUCAUCCUGUCCCAUUUUAUUUGACUCCCAAGUUGACUGAUGAAAGGUGUUUGGAAAUUGCCGUGGAAGUAACGUCAGAGUUCUUGAAUAAGGCAGUGAAACCAGUGAUGGUAGGAGGGCCAAGGUUGCGGAUGGCAAAGGCUAGUAAUGCUUUCAUGAGAGUGGUUGAUGCUUCGGGUUAUCUCUUUGCAGUGUUGGCUUCAGCAAAAGGGAUGGUGGCAGAACAUCACCCCAACUUCAUUGGCACUUACUGGGGACCAGCUAGCACUCCCUUUUGUGAAGAAAUUGUGGAUUCAGCUGAUGCCUACCUUUUUGCUGGUCCAAUAUUCAAUGAUGUUAUCUCUUUAGGAUUCUCACUACCCUUUAAAAAGGAGAAGGCAAUUGUAGUUUUGCCAAAUCAGGUAAUGAUUCCAAAUGGACCUACCGUCGGUUGUGUUUCAAUGAAGAACUUCUUUGAAGCACUUACAAUACGCCUUAAACGCAACACAACUGCUUCUGACAACUACCAAAGAAGACUCGUCCAAGAUGACCUUCCCAUUCAGCCUAAUACAAAGGAAGAAUUAAGGGUCAAUGUUUUAUUCAGACACAUACAGAACAUGUUGUCCCGUGACACUGCUGUGAUUGCUGAAACAGGAGACACUUGGUUUACAUGUCAGAAGUUGAAACUACCACAAGGCUGCGGGUAUGAGUGUCAGAUGCAGUAUGGAUCAAUAGGUUGGUCAGUUGGUGCAACUCUUGGUUAUGCACAGGCUGCUCCCCACAAGAGAGUGAUUGCUUGUGUUGGUGAUGGUAGCUUCCAGAUGACAGCACAGGAAGUCUCAACAAUGUUACGGUGUGGACAGAAUGGCGUCAUCUUUCUUAUUAACAAUGGUGGAUACUCUACAGAGGUAAAAUUCCAUGAGGGACCUUACAAUGACAUAAAAAACUGGGACUAUGCUGGACUGGUGGAAAAAUUAGACAACGGUGAAGGCAAGUGCUGGACUACGAAGGUGCACUGUGAGGAGGAGCUAACAGAAGCAAUAAAGACAACAAUGGAAAGCAAAAAGAAGUGCCUAUGCUUCAUUGAAGUGAUAGUUCACAGAGAUGAUACAAGCAAGGAAUUGCUUCAGUUGGGAUGCAAGCUUGUGGCUGCUAAUGGUCGCCCUCCUAAGGAUCGCUAA
Sphenostylis stenocarpa is the source of this 1794-nucleotide messenger RNA. NCBI's taxonomy places the organism in Eukaryota, Viridiplantae, Streptophyta, Magnoliopsida, Fabales, Fabaceae. The record is from the annotation of a GenBank genome assembly.